AUGCUCCCUCAUGGUGCGCAUGCAAUUGUUAUGGAUUACUAUGUAACUCAAGAGCAGUACGGAUUUAAACGAGGACAAAGUGCUUCAAUGGAAGGUGCAUUUUUAAAUCAUUUUCCACAUGUUCGAAAACACUACUACCAAGUAUACGGACCACAGGAUUACGAAUUUGACUUUCCGGGAGCUACAGAUACUCGUAAUGAUGCUUCUGUAAUUGUAAACGCAACACGUCUACAACUACUAAUCGAUACAGCUUUAGAAGAUAUGCAACCAUAA
Messenger RNA from Rotaria sp. Silwood1, 273 nucleotides. The record is from the annotation of a GenBank genome assembly. NCBI's taxonomy places the organism in Eukaryota, Metazoa, Rotifera, Eurotatoria, Philodinida, Philodinidae.